AUGUCUGCAGAUCAUUCGAGAGAUCCAUGUCCUAUCGUUAUCCUAAAUGAUUUUGGUGGUGCUUUCGCCAUGGGUGCCAUUGGUGGGUGCGUUUGGCAUGGUAUUAAAGGUUUUAGAAAUUCUCCAAUGGGUGAACGUAGAAUUGGUGCUAUGAGUGCACUAAAAGCUCGUGCCCCUGUUGUUGGUGGUAAUUUCGGUGUAUGGGGUGGUCUUUUCUCAACUUUUGAUUGUGCUGUUAAAGCUGUUAGAAAGAGAGAAGAUCCAUGGAAUGCUAUAAUAGGUGGUUUCUUUACAGGUGGUGCUCUUGCCAUUAGAGGUGGUUGGAAACAUACGAGAAACAGUGCAAUUACUUGUGCAUGUCUAUUAGGUGUUAUCGAAGGUGUUGGUCUAAUGUUCCAAAGGUAUGCCGCUUGGCAAGCAAAGCCAAUGGCUCCACCUUUGCCAGAAGCUUCACCACAACCUCAACCUUUGCAAGCUUGA
Messenger RNA from Zygosaccharomyces rouxii, 480 nucleotides. RefSeq names its product protein transporter TIM17 (gene TIM17). Gene Ontology annotation, biological process: protein import into mitochondrial matrix. The record is from RefSeq and is a predicted model, not a curated record. Gene Ontology annotation, molecular function: transmembrane protein transporter activity. Bases 1 to 480 code for a protein of 159 amino acids. The transcript has a single exon. Gene Ontology annotation, cellular component: mitochondrial inner membrane; TIM23 mitochondrial import inner membrane translocase complex. NCBI's taxonomy places the organism in Eukaryota, Fungi, Ascomycota, Saccharomycetes, Saccharomycetales, Saccharomycetaceae.